AUGGCUGGACAUGAUGGUUCCUAUCCUACGGACGAGAUGAUUGGAUUGGCGAAGAGGAGUCUGCCGACAUACCAGGAUGGGGUCCAGUACGCACCGGGCCAGUACUGCAAGAGCGACUAUUACAUUCUUGACAGAGCGUGCGCGAUCCUGGGGACUGUUGCGGCAGGGAUGUGGUUGAUUGAUUUCUGCAUGAUCUUUGGGCUCUGUGGCUCGAGCGGGCAGUAUGGCCCCUUCCGUCGGGAUGAGCAUCGUAUUGCGGUUGCCGGAAGGAACAAUAACCCGUCGAGCAGUGUGGCAUACCAUCACCAGAGGCGUGGGCAGGUCGGGGUGGAGGAGUAUAUGGUUGAGGAGGAUUAUUACCCGGCCGGAGGUCAAGCGCUUCCAUCUUUAAGGCAUCCAGGAAACCACUACGACGGGGAUACGAUCUACAACGAACAGGAUCAGUACUACUACGAUUUGCUGGAGCAACGGAAACAGGAGCUCGAAUGGCGGGACCAGAACAGGACCGUGGAUGACCCCAAGGGACAUGUUCAGGGUCCUAUCCCUUUAUCGAUGCAGCAGUUUUAUUACGCGACCGCGUACCCGGAUAAUGUGGUUGCUGUUCGGGAGACUUUGAUGGCUGCUAACGGGGUCUUGAGUCCGCCCGGUAGGAUGGUGAUUGGAGACGACUUUGUUGCUGUCCCUGGUGGUGCUGGUGUUGGGGAGGGAGUGAUGACGGCUCUUUCGCCACCACCUCGGCCGAAUUCGACGGCGGUCGUCAACCGGUUUGUUCAGCCGCCGGAUUCACCUACUCUACCUGGACAGGAAGAUAAGCAGAAGCAGGAGGAAGAUAAAAGACAACUGCCUCAACCGUCGCAACUACCCUCGCCCAUGAACCACACUACCUCCUUCAGCUCCAUCGGAACCACCGCAACCAGUACCUCAACAACCACCCAACAACCAACACCAGCUCCAACAUCCCCACUGGUGGCACCAAGAACACCCCGCCUAAAAACACCCCGCCAAACACCCUCCACCUCAACUUCCACCCGCCUGCAACACAAAAACUCCCUCCCAGCACUCGAACUGCCCCCACACCAACCCCUCUCCACCACAACCCCGGAGGACAGCACAUCUGCAACCUCUCCACGUUACGUCGUUUACCCCCCAGGCCCCGCAUGUUACGUCUUUGAUUCGAGUCAACAAGCGUAUUUGCCGAGUUUUGUCAACAUGGCCGCCAGGAUUGAACAGCAGCAGUAUUUGAAGCGUUCAUAUUCGGUGUCGUCGAGUUCUCGUGGUAGUGUUGGCUCAUGUACUAGUCCCUCAACACUGACAUUGCCGCCGAUUGCCGCUGCUGGCAGUACAGAAUCUGCGAGCCGGUCAGUAUGUAGGGUCAUGGUAACUGGACUGGGUUUUGAGGCUAUUACCCGCAGCUCUGAAGAGAUCGUGGCCGAACGCUUGGCCGCUGCUGCAACGACCAGUUCAGAAUCUCCCAACACAUCAGCAGCCGCAACCCUUGGAUCCACAGAAUCCCUGACCACUCUCGACCUUUCCUCAGGCUUACCAACCAGCCCGGGCGUCGCAACUCCCUCCUCGACUGCAUCACGCCCACAACGGAUCGCCAUGCCUUCCGGCUUCGGAUCUUACUUCUCUCAAUCACAACCAGCGGUUGGGUCCCCAACAGGAUCCCUGGAAUCCUUCACCAGCCGCAGGAGCUCCGACAGCAACCAUAGCAGCAAUCAUCCACACCAGUACCUCCAACGGAUGCGCUCACUCCCGCAUCUACAUAGCCCGCUCGGCACUGAGAUCCACGACAACGAGAGCGAAGAAGAUUCUCAACUCCCACCGCCGCCACGACCACAACAGCAACAACAGCAAUUAACAAAGAAGCCCACGAUGCUGAUGCGCAAGUCGUCAAGACUGACCAUCGUCACCCCUACUCCUCAACCCCCACCCUCUCACAACAACAACAACAACAACAACAACAACAACAGCCAACCAGCCUCGGCAAGUAGUGAUCUUCAAUCCCCACAACAUCCUUACACACCUUCACCACCCAUAUCACCGUACAUUGGCGAUUUCUGA
This is a messenger RNA of Linnemannia hyalina, 2064 nucleotides long. NCBI's taxonomy places the organism in Eukaryota, Fungi, Mortierellomycota, Mortierellomycetes, Mortierellales, Mortierellaceae. The record is from the annotation of a GenBank genome assembly.